This is a messenger RNA of Drosophila miranda, 4119 nucleotides long. RefSeq lists its product as uncharacterized. Lineage: Eukaryota; Metazoa; Arthropoda; Insecta; Diptera; Drosophilidae. The transcript has 4 exons. Bases 94 to 2244 code for a protein of 716 amino acids. The record is from RefSeq and is a predicted model, not a curated record.
CGCUAAAGGGGCUCUCUGCCGCCGCCACUUCGGCAAUCACUUUGAUCUAACGCCGUCGUCUAUAGUUUAGUUAUAUUCUCGCACCUGCUAAACAUGUGCCUGCGUGAUCCCAAAGUGGCCCAGGGAAUUGUGGAGAACUUUGAGCUCUUGCAGAAGUUCAAGGCAGUGAUUGCCACCUCCGAGAAUCCCGACACCAUUCAUAGCUCCAUCGAGGCCGUUCACAAGAUCCUGCUGAUCCAGAGUGCAGAGGAGAUGUUGGAGUUUACCACUCUUCCCGACUUUCCCAUCGAUCGCAUUAUCUGUGAGGUGACCAGCAAAUACCAGGAGAUUCGGCUUGCGGCCCUGAAAGUCUUGAAGACCCUCCUGGUGGACACCAGCGACCAGAGUGUGUUUGAGCCGCUGCAUCGCUGCUUCCAUGUCCUGGAGCAGCUGGUCAAAGCAUUUUGCGAAGUUCUGCAAAGACCGGAUGCGGUCGAGAUCAUUGAGGUGCUGGCCACGGCUCUCCGGUCCGAGAUGACCAAGCUGUUCUUCGAGCAUAACCUCUUCGACCUUAUUGUCGAGCACCUGAAGGACCAAAUCGAUAUCCUGUCCCUUGAGCUGCGCUGCACCAUCAUAUCCAUCUUCGCGGAAACUGCGAAGUACGUGCAGUAUCUGGUGAGGAUGCACACUGCCGAGAUCACGGACAUGUUCCUCGGCUGCCUCAUGGAGAACGACCCGGCACCGGCCACCUUCGUGAUCCUCGGGCUCAACCGCAUGGCCGAUAAUCCGGACGCACUGCGUCGAAUUGUGACCGAGUUUGAUGAGGGGGCUCUGCAGAAGCUAGUGUCCAUUUUCCAGUCCCCGGAGGUGAUCAUCAAGACCCGGGAGCAGGCAGCCGAGUUUAUCAAUCGCCUCCUGACCGGAGCCUAUCGCGACACGGCUGGAGAGCUGACGGACUUGGACAUUCCAGGCGUCCUCACCACCACCAUUCAGCAGGGCCUGCCUACUCUCUCCAUUGAUUUGAUCCUCUCUCUGCUGGUAAUCGUCGAGAGUUUGGCCCAGAACGAGGAGUACCGAACAGUCCUGGGCCAGCAUCGUCCGCUCACCGAGCAAAUUGCUCAACUUUUGAUGCGCUCCUAUGCCCAUUCCAUUCUCGUGAACAACAUCUUCCGUUGCCUGUGCACCAUCGUCGAUAAGCAGGAUGUUCGUGAGGUGCUGCUUGAGAACUACAUUGUGUCCUCCAUCAAGCGGGCUCUGAAGUCGCUCUCUAAUCUGGUCAAGACGGCUGUGACCAACUUCAUUCUGCAGACCACGCGCUUUAGCGAAUUCAUCGACGCCUACAUAGAUCGCGGCAUUCUGGAAGUCCUGAUGCUGUUCCAGAAACACGCCUUCUGCGUGUCCACCUGGGGACCGGCCAUCGAGAGCAUCCUCUCUAAGUGCCCCACGAUAAAGUUCUGCAUUAGAAACUGCCUAACCUUCACCGACAUUACUGCCGGCAAGGACUUUUAUGUGUCCAGAAAAAAGUUUGACGACUUCCGCACUCUCCAGGACAUUCUACGCAACGAUUGCUCUCUGGAGGCCGUUCUGGUGGUCAAUUUUGACCGAUUGGAGGCGGAUGAGGCGGAUCUGAUGAGAGUUCCGUCGUUCUGCCUUCCGAUGUCCGAUGGUGCCGGUGAUCAUACCUGGUGCUACUGCAAGCGUCCUGCCCAUCCCCAUCUACCCAAAUAUCUGGAGACGCUUAAUCAAACUCUGAUGAUGCACGGCCUGGUGGAGAAUCCGCCAAAGGUGCGCAGCGCCAUCGAUUUUGAUAACGUGGCCAAGCGCAUCAAGAUCAUUGCCGAAGUCGUGCACAAUGUGAUGAACGAUAACCUCAAGAUCUUCGACCUCAACUCGACGGAGGAGUGUUCCCGCCAUGCGGUGCGAUGCCACCUUCAGGAACUGCGCUACGUCUACCACACUAACUUCAUACCCCUGGGCAUGGUGCACAGUGGCUGCCAGUUUGAGCGCGCCAUCCUCUUCAAGGCCCUGGCCGAUCAGAUCGGCCUGCCCUGCACCCUGGAGCGCAGUGUCGACGGCCGGAUGCUGUACAACGAGGUGCCGAUGCCGCUGGAGAUCGACAAGGAUGUUCACUGCGACAAGAAGACCCUCCAGUUUAUGCCCUGGCGCAUGCUGCGCCCCACCCACGUCGUCGAUCUCAUGUACAACGUAGGCGACCUGUAUCCGAUGCAGAGUCGCCAGGCACUGCAGUAUCUGCGCCUCUAUUGAUCACUGAGAUUUUUUUAUUUAAUCCUUUUUCCAGCUUCCAUUUCAAAAUUUCCUGUCGCACCAUUUAUCGAAUGGUCUUGUAAUCGAGUUUAUUAAAGGGGCCAAAGAAGCAGUGGUUUUGGUCUCAGCUAGUCCUAUCCACAGUCCACUGCGCAAGCGAUUGGGAUUGUAAUUUUUAAAAAAUAUCGUACAUCGAUAAGUCAAAUUUUAUAAAUUUUAAUAUUGCCAUAUCGAAUGUAUCAAUUUUAAAACAUUAAUAUAUCGAUAUAUCGGAAUAAUAAUAAUAAGGAGCGGUGAAAUAUUUGCGUACUCUUCCUUCUUGGAAUAUAAUAGGCAAUUGGGUCUGUGAUUUGGUAAGCACUUACAGUCUAGAUAUUUCUAUUAAUCUAAUCGUCGAAAAAAAUAUCGCACCGAAAAUAAAACACAUGCAAAGCGUUGCUCUCCUGGCUGGCUCAUAAUGAGCCAGAUAACCUGGGAUUUAGUUUUCUGCGAUACGUUUGAUGUAUGAAAUGGCACAUCCUUAUAAUAUAAGGUCCCAUAUCGAUAUAUCGAUAAAAUAUCAACAAACAUGCAAGCGACUGUUGGCGGAGCAUUUGGAACACCAGCGUAGAUUAAAUAGAAGCUGGUGGCUUGAACCAUGUGCCGAGUGCUCCUCAUGCUCGCCUACUUCCUCCUGACCAUCUCGUCCAUUGUGUUUACGGCCUGCGUCAACAAAGGUGAGUGUGUGUGCUCCUUGGAGCGAUGUGACCUUGUUCACCAGCAGCCGCAGAAGAGAAAAAUCAAUAAUCUUUAAAAUUCCUGCAUUCCCGGACAGUCACGGGCACGAUUCUCAGUGCCGAAAGUGGUUAAGAUAGGCUCUGAAACUUGCGUUGCAGUUGGUGCUAUAGCCGAUGCUUCAGCCUGUGGAUCAGAUGCGUUUGUCAGGGUUUGUUCGGUCGCAGAUUUUUCAGGAUUUGUGACUGACACCUGCUCUGACUGCACUACAUUUUCAGAUGCCACAGUCGCAGUGUCGCACUCCUCGUCGCUUUCCAGAUCGUCGCGCGCCUCACGUGAUGGUGGAUUAAAGCUACCGUCGAGCAUCGUCUUAAAGACUUUAAUGUUCUUGACCACACGCGGCUCUAGUUCGCUCUGAAAACCGAACCAAACGAAUGAUACAGCGCUUCCGCAAUGGAUAUUCAGAAAAUGUUCUCACCGUGAUCAGUUUGUCAGCCAUCUCCAACAUUUCAGUCUUGACUUCCUGUCCGUUGAGCACGUUAAUAGUGAGGUUGGUGAGCUCUUUGGCAAGCAGGCGACACAUUUCCCUGCGCUCGGUGAAAUAGUUCUGUAUGUAGUGCAGGAAGCUCAGAGCGAUCCUGUUGUGUAUGUUGCUCUUCGGGGAGCUGGCUUCCUGAAUCGUCAAAUCGAUGAAGAACUUGACCACGUAAUCGGGCUGAACGGCGUUCAGCGGCGCGUCGAAGCUGCAGUUCAUGACGGUCCACAGAGUGGGCAGAAGGCAGGGUUGCAGAAGCGCCUGCUUCUUGAGGCGGACAAGGUUCUCAAAGAACAUGCCCAGGACCUGGCUGAUGAUUGGCUCUGCGUUGGGAUUGAAGUAGCGUUUGAGCAGCUGCUCGAGCACCUCGGGCCGAUCGUCGAUGUGACCGCGCAGGACCAAGCGACAAAGGCCUCGCACUAUGGCCAGGCUCACGCCCUUGUCGACCACCAUUUCCAUAUAGCGGCCAAUCGCCAUAAUGAUGUCGACGCUAUGCUCGCUGUUCUGCACUGUCUGAUCGCCAUCCUCCUCCCCGUCGUAUGUAUCCUGCACGGUAUAGAGCUGGCGGCGAUUGGACGUCUUAGACCCCAGCCCCCUAGCACCUAUCUUCCGGCUCAACUUGUCGA